Aquila chrysaetos chrysaetos is the source of this 2197-nucleotide messenger RNA. Its product is annotated as gonadotropin-releasing hormone II receptor-like. Gene Ontology annotation, cellular component: membrane. The transcript has 3 exons. The record is from RefSeq and is a predicted model, not a curated record. Bases 31 to 1215 code for a protein of 394 amino acids. Gene Ontology annotation, molecular function: peptide binding; gonadotropin-releasing hormone receptor activity. Lineage: Eukaryota; Metazoa; Chordata; Aves; Accipitriformes; Accipitridae. Gene Ontology annotation, biological process: G protein-coupled receptor signaling pathway.
GCUCCCAGCCCCACAGCAGCCACCGCCAGCAUGAACGUCACUGGGACAGCGGGGAACUGGAGCUGUGCCGGCGAGGAGCCUGUCCUGCUGCCCACCUUCUCCACUGCGGCCAAGGUGCGGGUGGCCGUCACGUGCCUCCUCUUUCUCUCCUCGGCUUGCUGCAACGGUGCCGUGCUCUGGUCAGCUGCCCGGGCGCCACGGCGGCGUCCACCCCGCGUCCGCAUCCUGAUGACCAACCUGGCGGUGGCCGAUCUGCUGGUGACGGUGGUGGUGAUGCCGUUAGACGCCACCUGGAACGUCACCGUGCAGUGGUACGGGGGGGAUGUGGCGUGCCGGGUGCUCAUGUUCCUCAAGUUGGCUGCCAUGUACGCCUCGGCCUUUGUCACCGUUGUCAUCGCCUUGGACCGUCACGCCGCCAUCGUCAACCCGUUGGCGGUGGGCUGCGCCGAGAGGAGGAACAAGGCGAUGCUGCGUGCGGCGUGGGUGCUCAGCGCUGUGCUGGCUCUGCCCCAGGUGUUUAUCUUCCACACGGUGAGCCCAUCGCAGCCCCGCCGUUUUGUGCAGUGUGCAACAGUGGGCAGCUUCAGGGCACACUGGCAGGAAACACUCUACAACAUGUUCACCUUCGCCUGCCUCUUCCUCCUGCCCCUGCUCGUCAUGGUGCUCUGCUAUGGCCGCAUCCUCGUCGCCAUCUCGGGCAGGAUGAAGGACACCCGCGUGUCCUCCCAGGAGAUCCAGCUCCGUCGAUCCUACGACAACAUCCCCCGGGCCAGGAUGCGCACGCUCAAGAUGUCCAUCAUCAUCGUCCUGACCUUCAUUGUCUGCUGGACGCCCUACUACCUCCUGGGCCUCUGGUACUGGUUCUCCCCCGAGAUGCUGACCCGGGAGAAGGUGCCACCAUCUCUCAGCCACAUCCUCUUCCUCUUCGGCCUCUUCAAUACGUGCCUGGAUCCGCUCAUCUACGGGCUCUUCACGGUGCAUUUCCGCAGGGAGAUGUGGCGCACUUGCCGCUGCAGCCGCCACCGGCACAAGCAGGAGGUCGCCUCUGCCCUCAGCGGUUCCUUCCGCGUCUCCACCACGGCCGUGCCGGCCAGGAGAGCCGGCAACAGCCUGGGGGGAUCCGGAAAGCACGAGCUGGAGGUGAUGGCGGAUGCAGCUCUGCCAGGACGGAGGUGCGAGCUGUGCUGGAGGAGGACAGUGGAGAGCUUCAUGUGAUGGGGAGGCCAGGCUGGACCCGUGGCAGAGCAAGGGGAACCCCCCAAAAGUGGGCUGGGGGGAGACACAAGAGGUCUGUGCCAUCACAAAGGCACUCAACAAUAAACUUAGAUUAUUUUCUCAGCAGGACCCUGUCUUUGGGCCAAGGGAUGGUUUAACCAGAGCCGGCACUGUGGCAUCACCGGCAUGUUUCUGUGCCGGGCAGGGUCUAAUGGCACCACCACCGUGUGAGGAGCAAUAAGCCAGAAGCAAGGCACCCCGUGUCAGGCAGAAAGCAAAAACUGGGGCAGAAAUUCCUUUAAAAGAUGCCGCUGGGGCUCCUUGGGGGAAAAAAAAAAAAAAAAAAGAAUUUAAAAUGUGCCCCUUCCUGUGCACUGGGGGCACGGGGAGAAUUCAACACUCCCAGAGCCUGCUGAUCUGAUGGAGAACAGCACACGGUGCAAUAAAGCUAUCGCUUGUAAAUGCUACUUUAAGGAAAAAUGGCUUUUUCAACUAGUAAGGUAUUCUAUUGCCAGCCCCAAGAUCAACAGCUAGUGACAUCGACUGAUUUUAGGCAAAUCUAAAAGUAGCAGAGGCAUGAAAGGAACUGGGGCUCAGUUACAGCUUCUCAGAACAUUUAAUUAAGGACAAAUAACGAGAGGACAAUUUUACACAAAAUCGGAGUUAUUUAAAAGGCUGAGUUCACUCGCAAACGUAAAGUCAAGAGAAUAAACCCCUCAGGAGAUGUAAGGAACGUUUGCCUGGGGUAUAGAAAGCAACUUCUGUCUAAAAGAAGAGUGACCAAAAUGCCAGGUCACUCACAGGCGUAACAAAAUGCUUAAAAAUGUCGCUAUUUGGUACGUAACUGGGCUCAGGGGCUGCAUUCACCACAAACACAAGUGAAGAUAACCCCCAGAAACCUCAGGUGUUUGCUUCUUCACUCAAGUUUUCUUGUAUGAAAACAAUAAAAUCUUGUAAGAAGCAAACCUGCUGAAGCAAUGAA